AUGGCAACUGCCCCAAACCCAGCUGCUGACAUCAUCCCGCAGCUGCCCAAGAGAGGAGGGGUUCCCCACUGCACCAGGGCUACACUCUCCAGCUUCCACUACACCAGGUUUGAGGACAGCACGGCCCCAGGCCAGGCUCGGUCACCUCCCGCCCGGCCCCAAAUCGGCUUAGGGCGGCCCGUGCGGCCAGCAAGAUUAGCUCAUCUCCGAAGCCAGCCUGUACCCUUUGUCGCCCCCCUUCCCAUCUCCAGCUCAGCCUCCUCCUUAGCAAAGGCAGCGGGAGCUCCCGGGGUGCGCCCGUGCCAGGGCCCAGGCUGGCGCCCUGGGCCCGCCCUCCGGCCUGGCCCACCCCGGAGCCCCGGGGCACCGGCCGCCAGGGCCUUGCCGUGGGAGGGAAGGAGGCAGCGCCGGGCGCGGCAGGCCUGGAGGCGUCUUUUGUGGGGCGAAGCUGCGCCCUCCGCGCCCGGGGGGAGGGGAGGAAAGACACCGCGCGGCCGGGGUCCCGGGGAUGGUGGGAGGCGGGACAGGGCCGCGGCCGGGGCUGCAGAUCCGGGACUCCUGGGGCGGCCCCGGCAGGGGGGACACCGGCACUGCAGUGCCCGCCCCCGGCCCCCGGCAACCCCGCGGACACUCACAUGGCUGCGCUGGGUUGCGAGGACCUCGCGCUGUCUGUGCGCUCUCGCUGCCCGGCCUGGUCGCGCCGCAGCUGCCGCUGUCGCCGCCGCCGGCGCCUGCCCCUCCCUCCGCCCCGCCGCCUGCCGCGCGCCCCUCCCCUGGCCCGCUGAGCCCCACCCCCUGGGCUCCCGCGGCGCCCGCACCCCUGGAGGCGCCCGUGGCUCACUCCGCCCUCUGUGGGUAACGGCGCCCGCGCGUGGCCGCGGAGUCCACGGGCUCGCAAAGAAUGGGGACCCUGGGGACGCGAGGGUGUCCUGGGGGAAAGGAUCGCGUUGUGGGAGCACCACACAGACUCUUAAGACGGCGGGAGGGGGCACACUGGGGCGCCCUCGUGCCCUUCUGAGAUCCCAGACAACACCUGCCAUAGACCCUGGGAGCCGCCACUCCUGGGGUGGGCUGGUUGGAGGGAAGGCAGCAGGGAGGCCAGCAACCCCACCAUCCCACACUUCGUGGGUUCAGAGCAGCUCUGCCUCUUCCCCUGCCUCAGUUUCCCCACUGUAGGCGCAGGUUGCGUCUUCUGCCACUGUUGGGCCAGACCAUGUACCACUACUCAUUGGGUACCGGUUUCAGGAAACCUCAGGCUUUGCUCCUGGGGCAUGGAUGGGACUCUGCCAGGGUCUGGGUCCCCACUGUCUUGAGACUGGUGUUAGGGAGGGAAGCAGAGCCCCAGCCUCCCCAAAGUCAAGGCUGGAGCGCAGGCCCUCCUAGGAUUGGGUUAAGGUGGAGCUGAGAGUUGACCCACACUGGGGACAAAGGGGCAGCUCCACUCCCACACCCCUAUCAGUCAGACACCUCUGCCCUCUCUGGCGCGUGCCCUGCUUCAGGCGUCUCCAGGCCCUGCACCCUGCAGCUGGGCCAGCAGUCCUGGGGUCCGAAGGGCCUGGGGGCACUGACAUCCUCUUCCUCCCUAGCCCUUACCAGAGAUAUCCCCCACAAUCGCUCCCAGUCCUCUGCCCUCCAGCCUCCUCUGUGCCCCCCUUUUGCGGUGCUAAAACGUGGCCUCUGCUCCCAGGGGCUGGGUUUUCCUUUGUUUCUCUGGCCCUAAAAUGUCGUCCAGUCCCAGGGCGCCCAUCCAUCCACGGCCGACCUCCCCAGUCUGUUCUGUGCCCAGAGCCCCAGAUGCCCUCUCCUGGUGACCCAGCAGUCUUCGUGGCCAUCCCCGGACGUCCUCUCCGUCCUUCGUGCUCAGCCCUGCAAAGCACCCCUGUCCCUCCACGUGUCCUCCAGAGGCUGGGCCUCUCCGGGGCUCUCAGAACCGGCACCAGGCAGCCCCUGCCCACCCCCAGCACCACCCCUGAGCAUCUCCGGGGACGGCCUGCCCAUCUGACCCCCUGCCAGCUUCAGGUUGGUCCCCCUGGCAGUCUCACCGGGGCCAGGCAGCGUGCCUGCCCGUGGGUGCUGGGGUGCCUAACUUAGCCUGCCUGUGGGUCUCUGAGCCAUGUAGGGGCAGCAACCACAGAGGUCGUUGUGCCCACUGCCCUGGCUGACAGUGGGGGUUCGAGAAAUAUCUGUUGAAUGAACAAGUGAAUGACCCAUAACCGCAGGAGCUCUUGGGAUUCUCCUUUCUCCUACCCUCCCCGCCUCCUGAUUCCACCUCCUGAGAGCAUCUCCUUCCCCACCCCCGCCCCCUCCCAGUGCCUCCUGGGUACUCUGGGCAGGGAGGUGUGCCAGCCUCUGGGGUGGCGGUGGCAGAACUUGUCCCUGUCCCGUUAUGCAGGGCUCCUCGAGGCGCGCUCUGAGGAAGUGUCUCUGUCUGGGAUGCCGGGAUCCCACUUCCAGAAAAGUCCCACUUCGAAGGGGCUGUUCCCUUCCCUUUCAUGGUCCCCCAGCCACGCUGUCCCGUCUCUGUCCUGUCUCCAUUGUCGCAGCUCAUAGCCGGGUCUCUGCUGUCAUCUUGUCUGGCCUCGCUACUAUUAUUCCCCACCUAUUUGGGGGCCGGUGCUGUCCUGCCUUCUGCUGCGGCUCCCUGGACGUGGUCCCGCCUCUGGCCUCUGCCUGCCCUCUCAGCCCACCUGCCUGCUAUUGACCUCCCCUUAUCCACCUGGACAACAGCUCAACGUCCCCUCAUCCAGGAGACCUGCGUCCUCUGCCCCCCCCCUUAAAGCCCCCAGCCCUGACUAUUGUCUAGGCCUGUGAGCACCAGGACCGACUACACCUGAGGACCCACCUGGCUGUCUCCCCUGCCCAGGGGCCACGAGGGAAGGGCAGUGCCUGAGGACCAUGGUGGCUGGAGCCUCCGAGGCCUCUGCCUAACAGCCCAUGAGCUGGGCAGGGAAGGACACAGCUGACGGUCCCCUGUCCUGGGGCUCAGGGGAGGCAGGAACUUUCCACGUCAUGGGAGAAGGGAAGGGGCCGAGCUCCAUCAUGGCUCCCUGAGUCACGGUCGGUUUGGCUCUGAGGCAGGUCUCAUUCCCUGAGCACAUCCUGUGCCCGGCACUAGGCUUGGGUCCUGGGCCUUCUGACCUCUAGUGCAUGUUCUAGGGGGCCGGACUCCAGCCUGCGGAAAGUCCCUCCCACUGGGGGCAGAGGCGGAGUGUGGAGGGAGAUGUGGUGAACUGCCAUCCUCACCCAUGGCGCUGCAGGUUCUGUUUCCAGAGUAGCACAGUUCAGUCCCAGAACGCAGAAAACCUGGGGCCACACGUGCAGGACCCUGCAGCACCCCCUCCCCCCACACACACACACACGGGGUGGGGAGGUUUUAGCUCUGGUCUGCACCUCCCCCCACAGCUUUCUGUGAGAAGUCGGAACAGAAACCUGCCCUUCUGGCGCUGUGGCACAGCGGGUUGAGCUGCUGCUUUCGACGCUGGCAUCCCAUAUGGGUGCUGGUUUGAGUCCUGGCUGCUCCACUUCUGAUCCUUCUCCCUGCUAAUGCACCUGGGAAACCAGGGGAAGAUGGCCCAAGUCCUUCCACCCCUGCCACCUGCGUAGAGUUCCUGGCUCCUGACUGUAGCAUGGUCCAGUCCUGAGCCACUGGGGAGUGAACCAGCAGAGGAAGAUAUUCUCUCCUCCCACCAACUCUGCCUUUUGGAUAACUCUCUGCUAUGGCCUGGGAAAACAGUAGAAGAUGGCCCAAAUGUUCGGGCCCCUGCACCCACGUGGGAGACCCAGAAGAAGCUCCUGGCUCCUGGCUUCGUAUCGGCACAGCUCUGGCCAUUGCAGCCAUCUUGGGAUUGAACUAGUGGAUGGAAGACCUCUCUCUCUCUCUCUCUCUCCUCUCUGAAACUGUGCUUUUCAAAUAAAUAAAAUAAAAUCUUAAAAAAGAAGA
Molecule: messenger RNA, 3940 nt
Organism: Oryctolagus cuniculus (rabbit)
Lineage: Eukaryota; Metazoa; Chordata; Mammalia; Lagomorpha; Leporidae
Source: RefSeq, a predicted model, not a curated record